GAAUUAUUUAUCGACUUCCUUUCUUUUUUCCCCCCUUUGUGCGUUCGGUGGCGUGGGAAGAAGCGGCGAGGAAGACGCCUUGUUUUUAGUUCUGUAAGCCGAUUUUGGGUGUUUUUUUGCUCAAAGGCGAACACAAUGACGAUCAAGAUUUUCUUGGGGAACUUGAGUUCCGAUACCACAUCUGAUAAAAUUCGACCUCUGUUCGAAAAAUAUGGGCAAGUUGCUGAGUGUGACGUUCUCAAAAACUUCGGGUUUGUGCAUAUGGUGAACAAGAAUGAGGCCAACAAAGCCAUUGCACAACUUGAUGGCUACAGUGUUGACGGAAACAACAUCCGUGUAGAGCUAUCGACCGGAAAGAAAGGUGGCGGCGCCGGUGGCGGGAAAUUCGACAAGAAAGGGUUUGGAAAUCAGAGGCCGCGGCCUUACGGGCCACCCCCACCUGGACGAGGAGAUCCCCGUGAUUUCGAUAGAUAUCCAUACCCUCCACCUCCUCCUCUCCCGUACGAUAGGUAUGAUCCCUAUUACCGUUACUACUUGGAUAGAGAGGCCUACUAUGCCAGAGUAGCUCCCCUGCCCGGAGACAGGGGUGCAUACCCACCUGCAGCAGCAAGCCGGGAGCGCUACCCUCCAGUCCCUCCCCGUGAUCGGAUUGCUGACCGCUACCCUCCUCCCCCUGACCCUAGGGACAGACUCCCCCCACCUCGAUCAUACCUGGAGGAUAGGGCACGUGGCAUCCCCCCACCAGAUCCCUACUUCAGAGAAAGGGACCCCCUUGGAGCAAGGCCUCCCCCAGAAUAUUAUGACAGGAAGCUUCCCCUGGCAGGAGGCCGUGGUGCAGAGUCAGUUGGAGCGGCCGGAGCAGCUGCAGGCAGAGGUGCUGCGCCUGGUGGUUUCAACGGCGUAGGCAGUAGCAGCGAUUUCUAUCGUGGCCUGGACCGACCUGGUGCUAGCCUAGGAGGAGCUGCUGGUGGUGGUGGUGACUAUUUCCGACAGUCUGGCGGUGCUGGUCAGCAAGGUGGAUAUGGCAGAGUUGGAAUGGGUGGACCAGGUGGGAAACCGGACAGCCAGUCUUCAUUUGCUACUGAUCCUAUCUUUUUUUAGGUCAAGGUGGAUACUGAAUUAAUAAAAAUGGAGGCAGUGCUGGAACCACACAAAGAAUGUUAAUAGGUUUUGUUUCAUUUUUGUAUAGAAGACUUGGAUCUGCAGCAAAAGUAAUUUUCAACUAUUAACAAGUUUGUAAAAAAUAAGUUGGAUUAAAGUUGGGGUGGGGGGUGGGUUUGCACAUGGAAAAAUUAUUGGUCUAUGAAGUAAAAUGUAAUUAGAAAAGUAUAGGAUAUAUUUUUAACAUCUCGUUGCUGUUACCAUUUUUAAAUACUCAUGAGUACACCUUUCUUGUCGUCACUUUUUAUUGUCUUCCUCCAUUUUAAGUCUUGUGGCUGAUCAGGUUUUGUUCAUGUUGUAGACACUGAGUGUGUGGUAAGCAUACUGUCCAUUCUCUGUCAUUCGCUGUUGAGUUUUUUUAUGGUCUGCACCACCUACAUGACAUCCCUUUCAUUUCCAUUCAUGUUGUAAUUCAUACCGGGGUAGCUUAUUUUAAAUGUUUUUGUGAACAAAUGUAUGUUUUUAAAAUUUACUACGUUAACAUUCGUACAGUGCCCACGAUCUACUUCAUUUUUUUGGUUUGUUUCUUUUUAGAAAAUAUCGUCGAGUUCAUGUACAAUAACCGAACCUCAUUUGACUGAAUAAAGUUGUCAUUUUUUGUAA
This is a messenger RNA of Aplysia californica (California sea hare), 1764 nucleotides long. Its product is annotated as translation initiation factor IF-2. The coding region runs from base 136 to 1101 and encodes 321 amino acids. The record is from RefSeq and is a predicted model, not a curated record. Lineage: Eukaryota; Metazoa; Mollusca; Gastropoda; Aplysiida; Aplysiidae. The transcript is spliced from 7 exons. Gene Ontology annotation, molecular function: mRNA binding. Gene Ontology annotation, cellular component: cytosol.